AUGUUGAGGGGAAGAAUCGGCGUAUUUGUCCAGUGUCGUUCUUUGAGCAGACUUAGGGCGACCGCAAGGCCCGUUUCUUUUGGCAAACUGUUGAGGUUCAACUCUUCCACUAUCAAAUCAGAUGUGAAUAUUGAACAACUGAAAAAUAGUGCUAGCCAGCCAGCUUCUUCAAAUACAGAGAAGAUAGAGGCUCCUGUUGAAGAAGACACUCCUGAUACCAUCACCAUUGUGCCUGCUCUUAAGGAAUUGACCGGCUCAGCAAAUUACCAGCCCGAUUUAGAUAUGCCUCUUGUUGGCCAUUUGCAAUCACGGUAUCUUGUAGAAUCGAUAACCGACGAUGCUUUGUUCGACUUGACUCUGCCUGAAAGCACCAAGAAGUUCAAAUUGUACUGUGGAGCCGAUCCAACUGCCGAAUCGCUUCAUUUGGGUAAUCUCUUGCCAUUGAUGGUUCUUCUUCAUUUCAACUUGCGUGGCCACGAUGUAGUAGGACUUGUAGGAGGAGCUACUGGUGCUGUAGGAGAUCCCAGUGGCAGAACUACAGAAAGAUCCCAGAUUGAAGAUAAAGAGAGAGAAGAUAAUGUAUCCAAGAUCCAGAAACAAUUGGUGACGUUUUUGGAGAAUGGUGUAGCCUAUGCCAAAUCGCGUAACUAUCCUAUAGCAGGAGAAGGAAGGAUUUUAACGGCUAAUAACGCCAGCUGGUGGCUGUCGAUAGGCAUGUUAGAGUUCCUUGCCAAGUAUGGCAGACAUAUCCGUGUAUCUUCAAUGCUUGCGCGUGAUUCAAUUCAGUCUAGAUUGAAGGACCAACAUGGUUUAGGAUUCAACGAGUUCACCUACCAGAUCUUGCAAGCCUACGACUUUUGGCACAUGUUCCGGGAAGAUGGGGUCAACAUGCAGAUAGGUGGCAAUGACCAGUGGGGUAAUAUUACCGCUGGUAUCGACUUGAUCUCACGGUUACAGAGACAUUUUGGAAAAGAAGGUGUAGAGCCACAAAGUGCCUAUGGUAUGACUGUGCCGUUGUUGACUUCUCCCACGGGGGAAAAGUUUGGCAAAUCGGCUGGGAAUGCUGUUUUCAUCGAUGAAAAGUACACCACGCCGUACCAGAUGUACCAAUACUUCAUCAACAGUCCAGACGAUAUGGUUGCAAAGUUGCUUAAAACGCUUACAUUGUUGCCAUUGAGUAUUAUAGACGGUUAUAUCUUGCCCAAACACGAAUCCGAUCCUGGUUUGAGAAUUGCCCAGCGUAUCUUGGCUCGUGAAGUUGUGGACUUGAUCCAUGGUGAGGGUGUCGGUGAAGAGAUGGCCUACAUCACCAGUUUCUUAUUUCCUACACCCGAUCAGCCAUUCAACGAUACUGUAUCUGCAGAUCGGUUGAUCCAGAAUUUUAGGAGAUCGGGCAUUUUGGUGAACUUGAAGUUUUCGGAAAUCGAGAACAUCGACGACUUACGUAUGAGCAGCUUGUUAGCCCAGAUCACCAACAAGUCCCGUAGAGAAGUGAAGCAGUUGAUCAAGUCAGGAGGAAUCUACAUGGGUUUGGAGAGAGAUCAGUUUGAGGAUCCCGAAGAUGUAGUAUUGUUUGACCGUGAUAACCACUUGAUCGACGGCAAGUUACUUCUUGUCAGAGUGGGCAAGCAGAAUUAUUAUGUUGUUGAGUUCAGUUAA
This is a messenger RNA of Scheffersomyces stipitis CBS 6054, 1659 nucleotides long. It is a transcript of the gene MSY1, whose product is annotated as tyrosine--tRNA ligase. NCBI's taxonomy places the organism in Eukaryota, Fungi, Ascomycota, Pichiomycetes, Serinales, Debaryomycetaceae. The transcript has a single exon. Gene Ontology annotation, cellular component: mitochondrion; cytosol. The record is from RefSeq and is a predicted model, not a curated record. Gene Ontology annotation, biological process: tyrosyl-tRNA aminoacylation. Bases 1 to 1659 code for a protein of 552 amino acids. Gene Ontology annotation, molecular function: ATP binding; tyrosine-tRNA ligase activity; RNA binding.